UCUCCUACACCAAACACUAGUUAGCGGGUUAGUCGAUGCAGUACUGCUAACCAUUGUAAAUACGUACAUUAUUUUUUAAUUUACACUUUGUGAAAGUAUUUAGAAUGUCAUUAGAAACGGUACCAAAGGAUCUCCGGCAUUUGCGAGCGUGUUUGCUGUGUUCUCUUGUAAAGACCAUUGAUCAGUUCGAGUAUGAUGGCUGUGACAACUGUGAAUCAUAUUUACAAAUGAAGGGCAAUCGGGAGAUGGUGUACGAAUGCACAAGCUCAUCCUUUGAUGGGGUCAUUGCAAUGAUGAGUCCUGAAGACAGUUGGGUGGCCAAGUGGCAAAGAAUAGGUAAUUUCAAACCAGGAGUAUAUGCUGUAACCGUAACUGGACGUUUACCUCCGGGAGUGGUGCGAGAACUGAAGAGCAGAGGAGUCAUCUACAGAUCCAGAGACACAGCAAUGAAGACGUAAAGCAACACAUUCCAGCAAAGAUCCUCAGCUAAAACCUACAAUGCUAUAACUGUUGUAGUCUGACCCAGUUUAUCCACACAGCGGAGGCAAGCAUUGUUUUACCAUCAGGUUAUCUUGGUUCAAAUGUGAGUUAGAGUAGAAUAUAAUAGAAUAGCUGGCUGAGGAUCCUGCUGUCGUAAUUUCUUUGUUCAAAUAUCUUUAUGUAUUUCAUUUUCUGGCAGAUUUUGUUUGAGAAUAUUGACCAGUUAUAUCUGAAUAAAAGGUUUUUUUUUUUUACACA
Trichomycterus rosablanca is the source of this 738-nucleotide messenger RNA. RefSeq names its product SPT4 homolog, DSIF elongation factor subunit (gene supt4h1). The record is from RefSeq and is a predicted model, not a curated record. Gene Ontology annotation, molecular function: zinc ion binding; RNA polymerase II complex binding. Gene Ontology annotation, cellular component: nucleus; DSIF complex. Bases 105 to 458 code for a protein of 117 amino acids. The transcript is spliced from 5 exons. Gene Ontology annotation, biological process: regulation of transcription elongation by RNA polymerase II; transcription elongation-coupled chromatin remodeling. NCBI's taxonomy places the organism in Eukaryota, Metazoa, Chordata, Actinopteri, Siluriformes, Trichomycteridae.